AUGAAGUGGCCAAGCGCGCGCCUCGCCUCUCGCCGCCCGAAGACGGAGGACCAUGAACGAAAAGAGAGAGCCAGCAGACGGAAGGAGAAGGUUCUCCAGCAGCAGAGAGAAGAAGAAGAACGAGAGCGAGAGCAGCAGCGACAGAAGCAGCAGGAAACAGGAAACAGGAAGUCGGGCAUCAACUCUGCUGCGUCUGUGCAGAAAGCGAACGAGGCCAAGUCGCUGAUUUCCCAGAGGUCCUUUAACCCCAGAGACGUGUUCAAGCAGAGGGAGCAGAGCUUUGAGUCCAACAACAGGCCGUCCAACGAAAGGCCGUCCAACAACAGGCCGUCCAACGACAGGACGUCCAACGACAGGACGUCCAACGACAGCCCGUCCCCUGCAGCGUCCACAACUGGGAAGCUGCAGAGUCCGUUUCUCUCUCAGAGAUCCUUCGAGGGAGAAACUCCGCUGCAGGCUCGGCUUCCACCGGCUGGGGUCCCGGUCUACUCCAUGCACCGUCUGUCUCCUGUCUCACCUGUCUCAUCUGGGCCGUCUCACUCAUCGGCUCCGGCUGGGGUCCCAGCCUACUCCACGCACCGCCUGUCCCCUGUCUCACCUGUCUCACCUGUCUCACCUGUCUCACCUGGGCCAUUUGGGGUCCAUGCAGAGGACCUGUACGACGUACCCCCCUCAGUCCAGACUGAGGAUGACCAGUACGACGUACCCCCCUCAGUCCAGACAGAGGAAGUCCUGUACGACGUACCCCCCUCGGUCCAGACAGAGGAAGACCUGUAUGAAGACGUCUACCGCCCACACAGCUCCACAACCGGAGACCGUAACGUGGAGACCAGCAGACCGGGCGUCUGUGCCAGGGCUCUGUAUGACUACCAGGCUGUGGAUGACACUGAGAUCACCUUUGACCCCGAUGACAUCAUCACGGACAUCGACAUGCAGGACGAGGGCUGGUGGCGAGGGUACGGCCCGGGCGGGGACUACGGCAUGUUCCCCGCCAACUACGUGGAGCUGCUCUAGCUGAAGAUCAUCCUGGGAUAUAUAAGAACAUAUGGAUAGAUAUUAAUUAUUAUAAUGAAGAUAAAUAAUAUUUCUGUGUUUGUCGUCGCUGUCAACGUCCCAAUAAACACCG
Messenger RNA from Etheostoma spectabile (orangethroat darter), 1126 nucleotides. Its product is annotated as drebrin-like protein A. Gene Ontology annotation, cellular component: postsynaptic density; dendrite; cortical actin cytoskeleton. Bases 1 to 1014 code for a protein of 337 amino acids. Gene Ontology annotation, molecular function: actin filament binding. NCBI's taxonomy places the organism in Eukaryota, Metazoa, Chordata, Actinopteri, Perciformes, Percidae. The record is from RefSeq and is a predicted model, not a curated record. Gene Ontology annotation, biological process: regulation of actin filament polymerization; neuron projection morphogenesis; positive regulation of dendritic spine morphogenesis. The transcript is spliced from 9 exons.